This is a messenger RNA of Amborella trichopoda, 1266 nucleotides long. Its product is annotated as biotin/lipoyl attachment domain-containing protein. Lineage: Eukaryota; Viridiplantae; Streptophyta; Magnoliopsida; Amborellales; Amborellaceae. The record is from RefSeq and is a predicted model, not a curated record.
UUUCGUUCAUCUCGUAAUCUCUCUCUCUCUUUCUCUUCUCUCUAAAAAUUUCCUCUCUCCAUUGAUUCAACCAGUCGCAAAAUGGAGGCUGCAGCAACUCUCCGUUCAAUUCACGUUUCUGGGGCAACUAUUGCGCAUGCUCAGUCAUUUUGUGACACAUCAGAUGCGGUUAAGAUAUUCAGGGUUGUUUCGUGCAGAUCCUCAUUUAGUCAUCGACAUAGAGUUUUUCCUUCACCAGUGAAUAGAAAAGUACCACUUGUCCCAUAUAUCAAGGCUUCCAAGACUGUAUUGGCUGUAGCAUCUGAUUCGGUUACUUCAGAAAGCAGCUCAGAUGGGAAACUGGAAAAGAAAAGUCUCCACAAGACAACCUUUCCCGAUGGAUUUGAGGCAUGGGUCUCGGAUAUCUGUGAUGAGACAGAAGUUGCAGAACUGAAGCUAAAGGUUGGAGACUUUGAAAUGCACCUGAGGCGGAACAUUGGAAAUACAAAAGCUCCUGCUCCUUCCCCUAUUGUGUCACCUUCAACUCCUCCACCUGUUCCAACAAAACCCAUGGUUGAAUCGGCUCCUGCGACUGCUCCAUCUGUCACACAAAAAGCCCCUCCAGUUGCUUCCAGUCCAUUCUCUAAUGUUUCCGCGAAAGCGUCAAAGUUAGCGAGUCUAGACAGUGAUGGAGCAAAUGCAUAUGUUAUAGUGGCUUCUCCAACUGUUGGGAAAUUCCGAACUGGAAGAACUGUGAAAGGAAAGAGGCAACCUCCAGUUGCUAAGGAGGGAGAUGUCAUCAAAGAAGAUCAAAUCAUCGGAUACUUGGAUCAGUUCGGCAGUGAGCUACCUGUCAAAUCGGAUGUGGCAGGAGAAGUUCUUAAGAUUUUGUUCAGGGACGGCGAAGCUGUUGGUUAUGGGGAUCCUCUCAUUGCUGUCUUGCCUUCCUUUCAUGGGAUAAAGUGAUUUUAAUUUUGUCCAUUCAUUGUCCUUGGUAGCUCAAGUUUGAGGUUUUGUGGAUUUUCCUUAUUUGUUCAACCAUUUGAGCAUUCAAAAUGCACAACUUAACGUUUUACACGAAGAGAGCGAAUAAUAUGAUGGAGGGGAGCUUGAUUUAAUUGUUGAAUUCAGGAGGUCCUCCAAAUUCAUGUAGAUUGAAGCUGGGCUCUUGGUAGCGUUCAUUUUUGUCUAAGCAAGAAAAGGGUAGGGUGCGUUUCUUGUCUUAUGAGAAACCAGAUAUGUAUGUUUAUGCAUUUUCCUGGAUAUCGAGUAAAAAUUUCCCUUAUA